CUGAAAAUUUAUGUUUCCCCCCCGCGCUGGUUAUUCCCAUCUACUGACGAAGUCAUAUAACCUGUACAUAAAAAAAAUCUUGCUCGCACCCUCCGCACACCAGUCCUGUCACAAACAGGAAACGAGAAACAAUCAAGUAAAAUCGUGAAGCAGUUAGUCAGAGUUUGUAGGAUAAUAUUUUCGAUAUUAUAUUAAUUCCUCAUUGUACCACGAAUAAUGGCUAGAACCAAGGAAGGCUGUAUGAUUAUUUUGGAUGUUGGAAAGGACACUCUCGUCAAAAGUGGCAACGAUGGUCAAACUUUUUUCGAACGUGCUAAAAAUUGUGUUUCCAAAAUCGUUCAACGAAAGAUAUUUAGUAAGCCUCAAGAUGAGGUUGGAUUGGUGCUUAUGGGCACUGACGAAACAAAUAAUCAACUUAAUCUGGAUUACGGUGGAUAUCAAUAUAUCUCAGAGGCUUUUGAAUUGAAUCCGAGUAACUGGCAGAUGCUCCGAAUCCUGGAAAAACAAGUCCAUCCAUCAACAGUUAAUGGCGAUUGGUUUGAUGCGCUGAUUGUUGCAAUGAAUUUUCUGAAAGUGAAUGCGCAAGCUAAAAAGUUUGCUUCAUUGAAAAUUAUUCUCGUAUCAGCCCUAUCUGUCGCAUCUCAUCUCGACUCGGACCAGAUGGACUCGGUGGUUGCAAAGCUGAAAGACAUGCCAUGUGAAUUGAAUGUUAUCAACGAUAGUGUGGAAUUUUGCUCGGAUUCUGAUAAGCAAGAUGGAGAGCACCUAACAUUUGAAACAUUUGGAAUAUUUAGUCAGAAGCACCAAAAAACCAACGAACAACGAAAUAAUGAGGAAAUGCUGACCGAUAUAGUUUAUAAAUCAAAUGGUGCUCUUUGUAAUAUUGAUUUCGCUGAGUUACUUCUCGUGCAUUUCGAGAAAAAGGUUACCAGGGCCGCGCCGUGGAACAGCAUUCUAUCAAUUGGAAAUAAGAUACAAAUCAGUAUUUCUGCUUUCCUCCUAAUCACAGAGGAAAAAGGUUUGGGAUCGUUUAAAACCGAGUCCAGCUUUCCUAAUGCUAGCGUUCAGCUGAAAACCGACUAUUUCAAAAACGAUCAGCCAUUUGAACCGGACUAUCAAAAUGUAAUCAAUGGCUACAUGUAUGGUUCAACUGUUGUACCUUACGAUAGUGAAAUCGAUAUUGACUAUAAAUCUGGUGAACAACGGCUUUCCUGUUUAGGAUUUACAUUGGUCAGUAAUAUACUAGACGAAUACUUAAGCGGAACCGGCACACAUGUGGUUGUGCCGAGGAAAGAGUGCAUUGCUUCGGAAGCCAAACUGGGCGCUCUUGUAAAAGCCAUGAUUGAUUUGAACGUUGUGAUGAUCGUCACCAAAGUAUAUCGGCGCGAUACAAGACCCAAGAUUAACGUUCUUAUGCCAACUUACAGAAAGCGUUACCCCUGUCUGAUCAUGCUGGAGCUAUGUUUUCAAGAAGAAGUGGCUCUACUUAAGUUUCCUCCACUCCUAUCGAACAAAAACAUCCCAACCGAUGCACAGUACGAGUCCAUAGACAAGCUGAUCGAUUCCAUGGAUCUCAUGGACGCUUUGGACGAUGACACUGGCUCCAAAGAAGCUUUUGCUCUGCACAAAACGUUGAAUCCCAUACAUCAGCACAUGUACAGAACGGUGGCCUAUCGAGCACUUCAUCCGAAAGCUCACCUUCCGGCUAUGGAUGAAGAGCUAAAAAAGCUAGUCGAUGUGCCUUCCAAAAUUCGAGAAAGAUGUAAACCUGUGAUGGAAGAAGUGAAAAACCUGUUUCCACUGAAAGAGGUCAAGGUCAAUGCUCGACUAAAGUGGCUGCAAAAGGCAAAUAAAAUAACCGCUGAUGGUGAUGCAACUGUCGUCGGUACAUCCCAACAAAAUGCGACUGACGCCGAAGAGGAUUUAGAUGACCAGAGAACGAUCGUGGAAGUAGGUACUGUUUCACCCGCUGAAGACUUCGCUUUGCUACUGAAGCGUGGAGAAAAGUUUGUAAUCCUUUGCGGCCAGAUCCAGAACGUUAUUUCGGAUUUGGUGUUCAAAUCGAUGACUAUACAAUACGAAAAAGUGGCUAUGGCCAUGAUGAUGUACCGCGAGGAAGCGAAACUCAUGGGCCCUUAUCGGUACAAUGAAUGGAUAGCAGAAUUUAAGAAAAGCCUUCUCAGUCGAAACAAGCAGGAAUUCUGGGAAAAAGUAGUAUUGCGUGAACGCUUCGGACUAAUUGGUACAAGUGAAAGCGAUAUGAGCACUAUUACUACAGAUGAAGUUGAGGAAUUUUACAACGUAAACAUUGCACCGAAAGCCAGCAGCGCUGAUGAUAAUGCUGACUACGUAGAUGCAGAUGAUUUAUUCGCAAACAUGUGAAUUAUUAAAAAGUAUUUUAAUCAUCAUUUUUAAAUAACUGUUGAAAAUUCUGUUAACAAAUAAAAACGUGUUUCAUGAACUUA
Molecule: messenger RNA, 2465 nt
Organism: Armigeres subalbatus
Lineage: Eukaryota; Metazoa; Arthropoda; Insecta; Diptera; Culicidae
Gene: Ku80
Product: X-ray repair cross-complementing protein 5
Exons: 5
Coding region: 217-2382 (721 amino acids)
Biological process (GO): double-strand break repair via nonhomologous end joining; telomere maintenance; DNA recombination
Cellular component (GO): nucleus; Ku70:Ku80 complex
Molecular function (GO): telomeric repeat DNA binding; damaged DNA binding; DNA helicase activity
Source: RefSeq, a predicted model, not a curated record